AUGACACCUAACUCGGAUUCUUCUCACCAGCCUCUCCCCCCUGUCUCUCGCACGGUCGAAUAUCAUCGACCAUCAAGGAACAGUGCUCAUUAUUCUGCUGGAACAGACCUUUCUCUUGGUAUGGUAUCAACAUCAACAACCUCAUCACCGCGUAUCCCACAAGGAGGACAACAACAACAACAACAGCAGCAAGUAGGAAGUGGAGGAGGUGUACCAUCAUCAUAUAGAUCACCAGUAAUCUCAACUCCUAUGGGAUUUGAUACAUCAUCAAACCUUCAACCUACACGUGCCGCACCUGUACCACCCGCACCAGGAGUUUUAGCAAGAAGAGAGUCACAGAGAUCAGGAAUAGGAGCAGGAGGUGGAAGUGGAUAUCAAACUAAACCAUCAUCAAAUUCACCUAACCCAAAUAGAUACUCUGCUGGAGCAAGUUCAUCCUAUAAUAACAUGACAAUGUCAUCAUCAAAUGGAAAUGGCGUUUUACCACCACCUAGACCCACAAGAGCAGGUACAUUACCACUCGGUGAAUUCCCCAGUGGUAGUAGUAACGGUUGGGAUCAAAUGUCACCUACUAUACCUUCAGCAAGAAGUCCAAAUAUCACCAACAGUCCAUCAACAGGUGGAUCGGCUUUCUUACCUAAUCCGGUCCCACCUCCUCUCCAUCAUCAACCAACCUCAGCACCUGGAAAUCCAUAUUCAACUCAAUCAUUAGAAAAAAGCUUUGAAGACGCAAAGAUCGGAUUAGGUGUUGGAGUACCUCUACAAGUUGCAGAACCGAAAGAUAAGGAUUUACCGAAAGAUCCAGGUACAAUAGGAAGAAACAGAAGUGGUACAGGCAAAAGUAGUAAAGAUAAGAAAAGUGUCUUUGGAUUCAUGAGUGACCUCUUGACGACAAGCAAACCCCCUGUCAUAUCCACACCCUACGACCCGAUUCAUCUCACACACGUCGGUUUUGAUUACAAUACCGGACAAUAUACUGGUAUGCCUCAAGAAUGGCAAAAGAUCCUUGAUGAAAAUGGAAUAACGCGAGCAGAGCAAGAGGAAAACCCAAAUGAGGUUCUCGCCGUAGUACAGUACUUCAAAAACCGUGACGCCCAACAAGAAAGUCAAGAAGAUGAAGUUUGGCAAAAAAUGAGGAAUGCCGAACCCGUGCAAACACCUGAUUCACCAGGCAUACCUCCUAAGGAUACGAGCAUGUCCAGAGAGGGUAGUGCAGAAGGUGGACCAUUGAGGGGUGACCAGUUCGCGAAUCCCCGAACUGCCCCUACCCCGCCUGCAAAAGCUGGACCACCUCGAAUGCAGGCCGAUCGUCCGCCACCAGCUCCUCCUGGUCGACUUCCCCCAGCUGAACUCACCAAACCUGCCCGUCUGGCACCGGGCCAAUUAUCUUCCUCUGCAACAUCACCGCUCGAUCGAUCUUUCUCGCAACGUACACCGCCUACACAUCCCCCUAAAAGCAAACCACUCGAUAGAGCCAAUACAACGCGUGCCCCCACAUCCAAGCCAUCAGGAUCGAGUUCAUUGCCAUUAGCCAAAUCUCACUCGCAACAGGGACAGAAAGCGCGACCAGAGCAAAGUCCGGUUCCGUCCGGAUCAGGAAGUACAGGAUUGGCGAGGAAUCAAACUCAAGGUGGGACGAGCAGACAACAAGCUGGCGGAACCCCUAGAAGGAGGGAUAAACAAAAGGAGAAUGAAGAUGUUGUUAGGCAAUUACAAGCUAUCUGUACACCUGGAGAUCCUAACCAAGUAUAUAAGAGUUUGACCAAGAUCGGACAGGGUGCUUCCGGUGGUGUCUACACAUGUCAUGAUCGUCAUGGGUUUCCAGUGGCUAUCAAGCAAAUGAACCUUGAAAAACAACCUAAACAGGACUUGAUCAUCAAUGAGAUUUUGGUAAUGAGAGAAUCCGCUCAUCCCAACAUAGUGAAUUUCAAAGAUUCAUACCUUUGGAAAGGAGAUUUAUGGGUCAUAAUGGAAUAUAUGGAAGGUGGAAGUUUGACGGAUGUAGUGACCGCUCAUUGUAUGAGUGAAGCUCAAAUAGCUGCUGUGUCAAGAGAAGUCUGUGAAGGGUUAAGACAUUUACACUCAAAAGGAGUCAUACAUAGAGAUAUCAAAAGUGACAAUGUUUUGUUAUCCAUCAACGGUGAUGUCAAGCUUACCGACUUUGGGUUCUGUGCUCGAAUUGCGGAUCCAUUACAUACAAAACGAACAACAAUGGUUGGUACUCCAUAUUGGAUGGCUCCAGAGGUCGUCAAGAGGAAUGAAUAUGGUCCCAAAGUAGAUAUCUGGUCUCUGGGUAUUCUUGCUAUUGAAAUGCUGGAAGGUGAACCACCUUACUUGAAUGAAAAUCCAGUCAGGGCUUUGUACCUGAUCGCUACCAAUGGUACACCCAAAGUCAAAGAUUGGGAUAGACUGAGUACGAAUUUCAGGGAUUACUUGAGAUGUACUCUGACGGUAGAUGCGGAAAUAAGACCUAACGCAGAUCAGUUGCUGAUGCACGAGUUCUUCAAACAUUGUGCUCCGUUGAAUUCGUUAUCGAAUAUGAUACGAGCUGCCAAGAAGGGUUAA
Kwoniella shivajii is the source of this 2565-nucleotide messenger RNA. RefSeq lists its product as uncharacterized. Gene Ontology annotation, cellular component: cytoplasm. The transcript is spliced from 9 exons. Gene Ontology annotation, biological process: regulation of MAPK cascade; intracellular signal transduction; protein phosphorylation. NCBI's taxonomy places the organism in Eukaryota, Fungi, Basidiomycota, Tremellomycetes, Tremellales, Cryptococcaceae. The record is from RefSeq and is a predicted model, not a curated record. The coding region runs from base 1 to 2565 and encodes 854 amino acids. Gene Ontology annotation, molecular function: ATP binding; protein serine/threonine kinase activity.